GAACACCUCCAAAAGGUACAACAUCAUGGCCUUCAACAGUGGGGACAGAGUCACCUUCAGCACCUGGAGCCAGGCACGGAUGGAGAGGGAUCUGAGCAAUAAGAGGAUCUAUGCCGAGGAGGAGCUGCCGGAGUCGGGAGCAGGGAGCGAAUUCCAUCGGCGCCUGAGGGAGGAGGCGAGGAGAAGGAAACAUGGGAUAAUCCUCCGGGAAUUUCGCCCCGAGGAACAGCCCUGGAUCCUCAGGGUCAACGGGAAGGGGGGAAGGAAAUUCCGUGGGGUGAAGAAAGGAGGAGUGACAGAAAACGCUUCUUACUACAUCUUCACUCAGUGCCCCGACGGAGCCUUCGAGGCCUUUCCCGUGAGGAGCUGGUACAACUUCACCCCCCUGGCCAGGCACAGGACCCUGACGGCCGAGGAGGCUGAGGAGGAGUGGGAGAGGAGGAACAAGGUGCUGAACCACUUCAGCAUCAUGCAGCAACGUCGGCUGCGGGACCAGGACGAGGAGGAGGAGGACAAGGAGAAAGGGAGGAAGGGCCCAGGGGGGGCCAAGGGAGGAGCUCUGCGAAUCCACGACCUGGAGGAGGAUCUGGAGCUCAGCUCCGACGACAGCGACGGCAGCGAGGCUGAAG
Messenger RNA from Acanthisitta chloris (rifleman), 629 nucleotides. It is a transcript of the gene GTF2F1, whose product is annotated as general transcription factor IIF, polypeptide 1, 74kDa. Gene Ontology annotation, molecular function: RNA polymerase II general transcription initiation factor activity; DNA binding; TFIIF-class transcription factor complex binding. Gene Ontology annotation, biological process: positive regulation of transcription elongation by RNA polymerase II; transcription initiation at RNA polymerase II promoter. Gene Ontology annotation, cellular component: nucleus; transcription factor TFIIF complex. NCBI's taxonomy places the organism in Eukaryota, Metazoa, Chordata, Aves, Passeriformes, Acanthisittidae. The transcript has 4 exons. The record is from RefSeq and is a predicted model, not a curated record. The annotation marks the transcript as partial.